UUAGAGCUCAGUGGGAUCAAGCGACCUCAUGAAGAUGACGAUGAUGCUGAAACUUCGGCCAAGAAACCUAAAUUGGCAGGUGAAGUUUCAUUAGAUGUGUUGAAAAAAUUUGUAGAAGUCAUCGAUGAUCCAUCGUCAAUGCUGGGACCUGAGGGUGGCUUAUACCCCGGAGCACAGAGCGCACGUGACGAGCAUGCGCGAUGCGAAGAACGACGGGGAGUGAUCGAAUUCCACGUGGUUGGGAACUCAUUACGAAGAACCCCCUCUAAUCAGACUUUACUAUGGCUGAUAGGACUUCAGAACGUGUUUUCGUACCAGUUACCCAGAAUGCCUAAGGAGUAUAUCAGUCGACUGGUCUUUGACCCUAAACACAAGACCUUGGCUCUCGUUAAGGAUAAUCGUCCAAUAGGAGGCAUUUGCUUCAGGAUGUUCCCCUCACAGAACUUCACAGAGAUUGUGUUCUGCGCUAUUACAUCCAAUGAACAAGUCAAGAUCGUCAAGAAGCUAACAGCGCGUAAACAAGAACAGAUCCGUAAAAUCUAUCCUGGUUUGACGUGCUUCAAGGAAGGUGUACGACAGAUACCUAUCGAAAGCGUCCCAGGAAUAAGCGAAACGGGAUGGAAAAAUUGCCUCAAGAAAAGUACAACGAAAGACAUCGAUCCAGCAAUAUUACAAACACAACUGAAGAAUAUUUUGACACAGGUCAAGAACCAUGCAAGUUCCUGGCCAUUCCAGAAACCUGUAGAGCGAUCAGAAGCACCUGACUACUACGACCACAUCAAGUACCCAAUGGAUUUCAAGACGAUGACAGAACGACUAAAGAGUGGUUAUUACAGCUCCAAGAAGCUAUUCAUCGCUGACAUUAGACGGAUCUUCGAGAACUGCCGCACGUAUAACUCCCCUGACACGGAAUAUUACAAAUGUGCCAACAUCGUUGAACGCUUUUUCCUCAGUAAAAUAAAAGAUCCUGCUACCUAGUGAGCUAGA
Messenger RNA from Actinia tenebrosa (Australian red waratah sea anemone), 987 nucleotides. Its product is annotated as histone acetyltransferase KAT2A. Gene Ontology annotation, biological process: chromatin remodeling; positive regulation of transcription by RNA polymerase II. Gene Ontology annotation, cellular component: ATAC complex; nucleus. NCBI's taxonomy places the organism in Eukaryota, Metazoa, Cnidaria, Anthozoa, Actiniaria, Actiniidae. Gene Ontology annotation, molecular function: histone H3 acetyltransferase activity; protein binding. The record is from RefSeq and is a predicted model, not a curated record.